AUGACUACUUGGGCACGACAAUCAGCAGUGUUUGUAUCAAAAGUAACCGAUCCUUGGAUCAACUUGGCAUUUGAAGAUUGGUUAUUUAAUACACAAAAGCAAUUCAAAUAUCAGCUCAUGCUGUAUCGUAAUGUUUCUAGUGUCAUUGUUGGCCGGAAUCAGUUGUAUACGCUAACUAUUAUUACUAAGAAUCCAUGGAGAGAAUGUAGCGUUUUGGCACUUGAUCGAGACAAUAUACCGAUUAUACGGCGUAAAAGUGGUGGAGGCACGGAUAUGGGAAAUACAAACUACUCCAUCAUGAUGCCUAGAGAUGAGUUUGAUCGUAAACGAAAUGCUCAUCUUGUAUCUCGUGCAUUGCAUCAAAUGGAUGUUCCAAGUCAAGUGAAUGCUCGACACGACAUUGUUAUUGGUGAUCGCAAAGUAUCCGGUUCUGCAUUCAAGUUGGUCAACCAUAGGGCAUACCAUCACGGUACAAUGUUGAUAAGCACAGAUAUUUCUAAACUAGGAGCAUAUCUAAAAGGACCAGAACAGGGUCAGAUUGUGGGUCGUGGUGUCGAGAGUGUCAAGUCGCAAGUAACAUCAUUAUUGAAUCACUCCUACACGGCAGACCACGAUGGGUUCUGCAAAUGUGUUGCACAGGAGUUUGAAAUGGAGUAUUCUGAAAAUCCCAUUCCUGCGACUUUUUUAACAAUGGAUGAUUUUCAUGCAUCUAAAGAAGUGCAAGACAUUUACCACACUCUCAAAAGUUGGGAAUGGACAUUUGGCGAAACAUCGCAGUUUGUUCACACAAUACCAUCUGGCCAGGCUGAAAAAAACAUUGCCAUAACAGUACUAGAAGGGAUCAUAACAGAUGUUCAAUUAAUUCACAGAGCCUCCUCUGACCCACAUGCUGAUUCUAGAACAGCGCAAUGGAUCGGAAAGAGAUACGAUGCAAACAUGCCUCUGUGUAUUCAACAAAGUCUUUUCUAG
Batrachochytrium dendrobatidis JAM81 is the source of this 969-nucleotide messenger RNA. RefSeq lists its product as uncharacterized. Gene Ontology annotation, cellular component: cytoplasm; mitochondrion. The coding region runs from base 1 to 969 and encodes 322 amino acids. Gene Ontology annotation, molecular function: lipoyltransferase activity. Gene Ontology annotation, biological process: protein lipoylation. The transcript has 6 exons. Lineage: Eukaryota; Fungi; Chytridiomycota; Chytridiomycetes; Rhizophydiales. The record is from RefSeq and is a predicted model, not a curated record.